CAAAGCGGCAGAAGCUCAGGGAGAAGGUAGUACAAUAUUUUAGCAUUUUCAGUCGUUUUACCUUAUGUAGUUCAUUUGUAAUGUUACAGUAUCAUCAAGUUUGUGACAAAUAGCUUUUCUUUCAGUUUUCCCACAGGGAUUGAAGGCUGAUGUUGUUAUCCUUAUGGAUGAAUCUGGUAGCGUAUCAGUUGAAGGCUUUAUGAUUAUGAAGGCGUUUCUGGAUACCCUGGUGCACUCUUUUUUUGUGGGCACUGACCAUAUCAGAAUCAGUCUGAUGAAGUUUGGUGACUCACCAGAAGUUGUGUUCAGGCUCAAUGACCAUAUGAACAGACGUGAAAUCCUGAAGGGUAUUUACUCUGUUCAACAAAUGGGAGGUGGCACACGUACUGGAAAAGCCCUGUGGUUUAUGAUGUCUCUGUUUCAGAAGGUUAAAGGCAGCAGGGCAACUGAAGGUGUUCCCCAAAUUGGAAUUGUCAUCACAGAUGGAGAAGCCAAUGAUGACAUACAAAGAUCAGCAUAUCUUCUAAGGAAACAUGGCGUUUCUCUCAUGUGCCUUGGUAUUGUAGGCGCUUCAAAAAAUGAGAUGUUAAUGAUCACUGGCAAUCCAGAGAAUGUGUUAUUUAUUGAGUCAUAUCGAGACAUGAAGAGCAGUGUCCCGUAUGUCGCCCAGAGGCUCUGUGAACUGGCAGAGGAGAGGGUGUCCAGCAACCUGACAGGUACUUACACCAGCCUGGAGUGUGAAUGAGUAGGAGUUAUAUCCAGGUUUCCUUCCCCUGAAAUGUUUGUUGAAUUAGUUUCCAUUUCCAUCCGUAGUGUAUUCUAAAUAUAUAAUUUUUGCUAUAUUACAACAUAAUGCCAUAUGUUAUGUUUUAAACAAUUAGGUAGACUUGUAAUUCAUGUUUGUUCUGCCAGUCUGUUCCCAGGGAGCUGCCAUCGACAUCAUGAUUAUUCUGGAUGACAGAUCCCAGAGCAUCAUGCCUCAGGAGUUUGAGCUUAUCAAAGACUUCCUCCGAUCACUGCUGCACUGCUUCUACCUGGGGCAGGACCAGGUUCGAGUGGGCCUGGUUCCUUAUAGUCGACACAAUGACACGACGGCGUUCAAGCUCAGCACUCCCCUAAACAACAUGGAGAUCCUAAAGCACAUCUGGAAUCUGAGACAGUCAAACAGUUUGACCACAGAGACUAACCCACAUUGGGAGAUGAUGAGUGAGCUUCUCAGGGAGGAGAGGGAGGGUGUGAGAGAAGAAUGGGUGACUAAAGUUGGGUUGGUCAUCAUGGGCAGUGAGCUCCAUGAGAAUUUGAGUGCGUCAUUGGAUGAGCUCAAGAAUCAUGGUGUGUCUCUAUAUGCUAUCGGGGGUGCCAAUGCUUCACUGAUGGGUCUGAACAAGAUCACUGGCCAUCGCGAAAAUGUGUUCUUCGUCCAGAACUUCUCAGGCCUGACGGAGAUCUCUGAACGUAUCAGCCAGGAGAUCUGUAGCUCAGCAGAGGACAGGGGACAACAGGUCGUCCACAUGCCACCACCAGGUAACCUGCCCUCUUAUCUUGUUUUUGUCUACAGCACCCCAAGUCUUUAUUACAAUUAUUUCCAAUGAAGAGCUGAAUGUCAUCAUCAUGUCUUCCAUAUAACGUUAGUAAACCCAUGUUGAUUUUGAUUCAAUCACUCUUCUGGUUUUUAGUGAUUUAGCCUAAUCUCUGCCAACAUACAGUAUGUAGUUGUUCUUCUCACAGGUCCAAAGAACAGUACGGUGACAGACAGCCAGGUCACUCUCUACAGGGGCCAGUCUCUCUCUGCUCUCUGUCCCUAUGACCAGAGGUACAAGGAGGAUGUGAAAUACUGGUGCAGGAUGAAGGGAGAGUUAGACUGCGCUACCAUAGUGCGUACUGACUUUCCUUUGCAACGUGGAGAUGUGUCCAUCACAGAUGACCCCAGCCAGCAUACCUCCACUGUGACCAUGCAGAACCUGCAGACUCAGGACACAGGGGAGUAUGUGUGUGCUGUUGACAAUGGAAGAAACCCCCUCUACAUGGCAUCUCUGUCACUGACUGUCACUGCAGGUGAGCUCCUGAGUGGCGCAGUGGUCUAAGGCACUGCAUCGCAGUGCUAACUGUGUCACUAGAGAUCCUGGUUCGAAUCCAGGCUCUGUCGCAGCCGGCCGCGACCGGGAGACUCAUGGGCGACGCACAAUUGGCCCAGCGUCGUCCAGGGUAGGGGAGGGAAUGGCCGGCAGGGAUGUAGCUCAGUUGAUAGAGCAUGGCGUUUGCAACGCCAGGGUUGUGGGUUCGAUUCCCACGGGGGGCCAGUAUAAAAAAAAAUAUAUAUGUAUUCACUAACUGUAAGUCGCUCUGGAUAAGAGCGUCUGCUAAAUGACUAAAAUGUAAAUGUAAAUGUAAUACUUAUCAUAGUCCUGCUUUGUCAUGGUUGGAUUUUGGUUACGCUUUCAAAACAAAAUGUCACUGCAGGGUAGGGGUAAAUUCCAUUUAAAUUGCAGUCAAUUCAGGAAGUACACUGACAUUCAGAUUCCAAUGCUUUUCAAUGAGGAAAAUUGGAAUUGGAAUUUACAAGUAGCCGCCUGAACAGCAACAACAUCCUCAUUAACGGUUACAGAAAUGUUUUACUUGCUAUGACUGUGAUAUGUUGUUGUUUAUCUACCUUAGUGGAAUCCACUAACUGGAAAUAGUAAGGGCUCUAUUCAAUACGUAAAGCUAAAGCUAUACAGAUUUGGUGAUAGAAAUGUAAAGGUCAUUUCCGAUUGAGCCGACAUAUGCAGUGUUUACUGGGAAUGCAGUCUCCGCUAAAGCGGGAACAGUGCCUUUAAAUUUCAAUCACGUUGUAAAGCUGAACUUCCGCGAUGCGAAUUGAAUAGAGCCCCUAAGACACUGGAUAAUAGUGUCUGCAAAAUUAUUAAAAUGUAAAUGUAAAUUAUAUGUGAAAAUGAACAUACCAAAAUUAACAGCAAAAAUUAACUGCAUUAAUAGGUAUUAAUUAUUGGCUUUGUUUCAGGGCAUUAGAAAAAUACUCAGCAUGCUUUGCAAUUGUUUAUCUUUACAUUACUACAUUUAUAUGUAGUUCAUUUAGCAGAUGCUCUUAUCACAUCAUAGUUCCAACAGACUUCUGAUACCAAUGUAGGGUGAAAGGGGGCCACUAAAGUAUCUUGUUACAAAAUACAUUGGAGUGUAGUUCAGCCCAGUGUAUUACAAAUUACAAAAUACUCUGAAGUAAUUGAAAUACAUAUUUCAAAUACAUGUAACAGAAAUACUGCCCAGCUAAAUAUAAAUUGAAUUGACCCCAACCCUGCAUCUCUGUGUGAUGCGCAAGAAUGAGCUUGCUUUGUGUGUAUCGUUUCUGUGUUUCCAUAUUCCAGGCUUCCCAGAUGUGUCAGUGAGGAGCAACAUGGUGUCUGGUAAGGAGGGGCACAACACCACAGUCGAGUGUCUCUACAGUGACAUCAUGGAUGACAGUGAGAAGAUGUGGUGUAGGAACGGGACACCUGCUGGGAACUGGAGCUCCUGCCUGACUGCAGAGGGAGAACGGGCGUCUCAGGACCGCAUGGAUCUGAUCAUCGAUACGUGGAGUCGCACCUUCACUGUGACGAUGAGACAUCUGGAGAUGAACGAUACAGACUGGUACUGGUGCAUAGCAGGAGACCAGCAGAUCCCGGUGUACAUCUCAGUCCUCAAAGUAUCUAACGCAUGUAAGCUGAUAGACCGUCACAGAGUCACUAUCACUCACAUUUAAGGCUUUGUCGCCCCCUUCAGAUGACAAAUAAUACAGACGAAAAACCAUUGUGCCUUGUACAUCUUUCAUUUUCAAGAGACAUUUGUUGAAAUAAGAGAAUAACAAUAAUAAUAAUAAUAAUACUUGUUGUAUUUCAUUUACAAGUGCUCUACAUGUGGUGCUUGCUACACAAAUCAAUGAUUAAAAUGUCCUUUCCCUCACAGCAAUAUCUCCUCCAACCUUGAACCUGAUUACUUUCCCUUUGGUCUUGACGCUGAGAGCAACGGAGGAUGAUAACUCAAGGUAGAGGUGAAACCAUUGCUUUUUUUUAUUCAUUAGUGUAGAUAUACUGUAACAGAGAGGCAAAUUUGGAAAAAUGUGUUGAUGUUUUCUAGCUGGGACUGGGAGAGAUAUCUGGCUAUUCUGCUGAAAGUUGCUGUUGGCCUGGUAUUUGUGGCAUGCACCAUCCUAGCAGCUCUGGUGAUGAGAGACUACA
Messenger RNA from Coregonus sp. 'balchen', 4211 nucleotides. Lineage: Eukaryota; Metazoa; Chordata; Actinopteri; Salmoniformes; Salmonidae. The record is from the annotation of a GenBank genome assembly.